AUGGCCGAGACUGAAGAAUAUUCUCUGCCGCCAUCGGACGCGCAGGCUGACGAUGAGCGAGACGUGGAGGAACCAAAAAGGACCAAGCUGCUCGUCCUGAUCGGCUCUGGGAUUCUCCAGCUGCCCAUCUGGGGCUUUGCAAUGAGCUACGGUGUAUUCCAGGAAUACUACUCCGAAAACUGGACCUUCAAGGGAGACCGCAGCACGACCGGUGUCAUUGGCACCACCGCCAACGGGGUCAUGUACCUGUCCAUGCCUUUUCUCUUUGCGCUGUUCACCAGACGAUGGGCUCAUCGCCGCCAGCUCGCAGCUCUCUGCGGAACCGUGAUUGCCUGUAUCAGCUUCCUGCUGUCCUCUUACAGCGCGACCAUCGGCCAUCUGCUCGCCACCCAGGGAAUCACGUCCGCCCUGGGCUGUGCCCUCAUCUAUAGCCCAACCACGCUCUCCCUCGGCGAGUGGUACACCACCAGCAACCGCGCCGUGGCCUAUGGAAUCGUGCUAUCAUGCAAGAACAUUGUUGGUACCAGCCUGCCAUUCAUGCUCCGAGCCAUGAUCGACGCCUACGGCUUCCGGACCACACUGCAAGCCUGGACAGCGAUCGUUGGCGGAACAAGCGUCCUCGCCAUUUCCAUGAUCCCAACGCACCCCUCGAAGCUCUCACUCCCACGAACCCGUGCUCGCAGAAUCCCCUGGAACUUCCUCAAACACCGAUCCAUCUACUUUUACAGCAUCGCCAUCAUCUUCCAAAGCUCCGGCUAUGGUAUCCCGCAGACAUAUCUGAGUACAUACGCCCGGGACAUCGCCUUGCUAUCGCAGACCUCAGGCACGCUCAUGCUGGCCGUCUUCAACGCGCCGGGCAUCAUCGCCUCGUCCUUCUUCGGCUGGCUGAGCGAUAAUAGGAAAUUCCCUCUCUCAGCGCCUGCCGUAUCCGCCAUCCCCCCCAUCUGCUGCGCGCUGGCCACGUUCCUCUUAUGGGGCUUGACAACCGAAGGCGCAAUUGGUCUCCUCGUGGUAUUCUCAAUGACGUUUGGGUUCUUUUCUGGCGGGUACAGUGCCACCUGGGGCGGUAUGCUGAAGCAGAUGGAGCUCGAGUCCGCGGAGCGGAAUGAGGCCGUGGACCCUGGGAUGCUUUAUGGCCUGUUGAACGGGGUGAGGGGCAUCGGGUAUGCGAGUGGCGGGUUUGCUGGUGUGAGGCUGCUCCAGGCUGGGACUAUAUCGUCGGCUGGCCAGCGCUUUGCGUACGGGUCUUCGUAUGGGCCUCUAAUUCUCUUUACGGGGCUUUCUUCGCUGCUGGGGGGGUGGGUUUUGCUGUGGAAGUGGAGUCCGAAGAGGCUCUUGUUGGUAUCGGGGGGUUAA
Molecule: messenger RNA, 1356 nt
Organism: Aspergillus versicolor CBS 583.65
Lineage: Eukaryota; Fungi; Ascomycota; Eurotiomycetes; Eurotiales; Aspergillaceae
Exons: 2
Coding region: 1-1356 (451 amino acids)
Biological process (GO): transmembrane transport
Cellular component (GO): fungal-type vacuole membrane
Molecular function (GO): transmembrane transporter activity
Source: RefSeq, a predicted model, not a curated record